CGUAAUGAUUAUACAAUGCCUGAUGAACAUCAUACAUGGGCUAGGCCCACUUUAUAUUCUGUUAGGCCCAAUCAUUUCGUUCAAAUAUAUCUCCACCGAUCAAAGAGCUUCAUCUUCAUCUUCUCCACCGCCAAAAAUGGCGUCAUUAUCAUCGAGAAAGUCGAGACACGAAAGCGAGUUCCAAAUCCAAAAAACGCAGCUCUUCUCGUCAUUGACAUGCAGAAUCACUUCUCCUCAAUGGCCAAAACCAUCCUCAACAAAGCUCUCACCACCAUCGACUUAUGCCGACGAGCUUCGAUCCCUGUCUUCUUCACGCGCCACAACCACAAGUCCCCGACCGACCACGGCAUGCUCGGAGAGUGGUGGGACGAGGAUCUAGUCCUCGACGGAACCUCGGAUUCCGAGAUCAUCCCGGAGUUACACUCCCAAAUAGUACUCACCAAACCAGACGAGAUCGUGGAGAAGAGCACGUACAGCGCGUUUCACAACACGCGGCUACAGGAAAAGCUGGAAAAGAUCGGGGUGAAGGAGGUGAUCGUGGUUGGAGUGAUGACGAACCUGUGCUGUGAGACAACGGCUCGUGACGCGUUCGUUAGGGGAUAUAGAGUUUUUUUCUCUACGGACGCGACUGCGACGGUUAAUAAAGAGCUUCACGAGGCUACGCUGAUGAAUCUCGCUUAUGGAUUCGCUUAUCUCGUCGACUGCGAUGAACUCCGGCGAGGUCUGUCUACUCAGUAGUUGAUAAAUGAUAACUACGUCUACGUAUAUUGAGGAUAAGUCUCUAAUUUGAGAUAAGGUUUAGGGGUUUUUGUGAUAAGGCUUAUAAGCCUAAGUUUGUGUUG
Molecule: messenger RNA, 842 nt
Organism: Camelina sativa (false flax)
Lineage: Eukaryota; Viridiplantae; Streptophyta; Magnoliopsida; Brassicales; Brassicaceae
Source: RefSeq, a predicted model, not a curated record